Harpia harpyja (harpy eagle) is the source of this 1786-nucleotide messenger RNA. RefSeq names its product single stranded DNA binding protein 1 (gene SSBP1). The record is from RefSeq and is a predicted model, not a curated record. Bases 87 to 734 code for a protein of 215 amino acids. NCBI's taxonomy places the organism in Eukaryota, Metazoa, Chordata, Aves, Accipitriformes, Accipitridae. Gene Ontology annotation, molecular function: single-stranded DNA binding. Gene Ontology annotation, biological process: positive regulation of helicase activity; mitochondrial DNA replication. Gene Ontology annotation, cellular component: mitochondrial nucleoid. The transcript is spliced from 7 exons.
CGUGGGACGGGGGUGCUGGCGGCGGGACGGGACUCCCUUCGGCGCCGCUUCAGCCCUGCUUUUCCCUCCGCAGGCGCAGCGGCGGCAUGUGGCGGCGACCGGCGUGGCAGUUCCUGCGCACGGGCCUCUUACGGAGGUGUUCCUGGGUUUUUUUUUUCUCCUCCCCUCUUCUAGGACAUGAUAUUUGCCAGCCUCAAGUCCUUCGCCAGCUUCGCCAGUUUGUAAGGCAUGAGUCCGAUACAGUUGGCUCAUUGGUACUCGAAAGAUCCAUGAAUCGUGUUCAGUUACUUGGUCGGGUUGGACAGGACCCUAUCAUGAGGCAAGUGGAUGGAAGAAAUCCCGUUACCAUAUUUUCUCUUGCAACCAAUGAGAUGUGGCGAACAGGGGAUAGUGAUGUAACCCAGGGAGGUGAUAUCAGCCAGAAGACAACAUGGCACAGGAUCUCUGUCUUCAGACCAGGCCUCAGGGAUGUUACGUAUCAGUAUGUGAAGAAGGGUGCUCGACUCUAUGUUGAAGGGAAGAUAGACUAUGGUGAAUAUACCGAUAAAAACAACGUGAGGCGGCAGGCGACAACAAUUAUAGCAGUACCCACACUUGGGGAUUUUGAGAGAACGAAUAGGCUGUGUAACACUAGAUGUCCUCUGGCACUGCUUAGGAAGACACAGAAAACGAGAGCAUAUAGUUGCAAACUGUUGCAUUGUUUGCUCACACGAACCAGUUGGUGCAGGAGGUAGAUACUGUGUGUUUUAAGAACGCUGGUACGUAGUGCUGCAGGUCAGGGAGAUUUCUUCUCUAAGCAGAGUUUGUUUAGUAGCUUUGUCUCAGUUUGGCAGGGAAUUUUUUCUUCCUGUUCAAGACUGGAGGCUUCAACUUGAAGGACCUCUGUUUGUGAAAGAUGUUUUAUGUGGCGGUAACUUGAUGAAUUUAGAAAGACCUCAGUCUGGUAGCCAGUAGUGGUAAGAAGAGCACAGAAUGGACAGGGAGUAGACUUGUCCCUUGGGUAGACAACAAUGAAGAGAACUGGGAAACUCAACUUUUUCCUUGAGCCUUUAAAUAGUGUGAGCAUUCUACAUCAUUGCUGUGGAUAGAGCCACUAUUGUGUGGCUUUUGAGAGAGGGCUAAAAUAAUUGUGUAGUAGAGCAAACAUUUCUGUUACGUGGGUGUAUCUAAAAAACUGGGCCAGAGGAGAAGGAAAAAAAAAACCAACCACAAUUCUGGAUGUUUCUGUUGUGCAGGCUCUUUAAAACAAUAGUAAUCAGACUUUCAUGUGAACACUUCAGCUAGCAGUGCUAUUGGUUGCUGUUGAUAAAUAGCUGGAGGGGAGAAGCAAAUAUCUUUUUAAUUAUUAUUUAUCUUAAUGGUUUCUUCUUUGUGUUCAGUAUCCCCAGUCUCAAGAUGCUUUAGAAAUUACUGAGACUUGAUGAAAUAUGAGCUUCCUGUUGUCCCAUAAGCUGAUGACAUGGUAGCGCAUACUGAAAAUGACAAAAUAGAAAGGAAAUAAGCUGUAGUCAAAGAAUUAAACCAUUAUUUUAAAAUGUUCCUGGUAUCUUUGUUCUGCAGCUUUUCAUCAGGCUUAGCACCCUUGUUUCAUAGUAUAUAUGGUCACCUUCAAUUAUCAGCUUUCUGGGGAGAUAGAGCAAGAACCUGUAUUGGACACUUUUUUAUUUUAUGAACUAUUCUGUUCCAAAAUACAUGUCUUUGCAGCUUAUUUUAACACAAAUAGGUUGUCUUUGUGGAUGUGCUGGCUUGCAACAGGGCAAAACAAUCCUGGAGAUUAAAUUUUCUU